Molecule: messenger RNA, 1036 nt
Organism: Asparagus officinalis (garden asparagus)
Lineage: Eukaryota; Viridiplantae; Streptophyta; Magnoliopsida; Asparagales; Asparagaceae
Product: beta-galactosidase 2-like
Exons: 8
Coding region: 1-756 (251 amino acids)
Biological process (GO): carbohydrate metabolic process
Cellular component (GO): vacuole; cell wall
Molecular function (GO): beta-galactosidase activity
Source: RefSeq, a predicted model, not a curated record
AUGACCAUUGUUUCAUCAUCACAAGCAACAACAGGGAAUCCAGGGGCGAUAUCAGUGAUGACCGUAGCAAGAGAAAAAGCAGGCAUACGAGGGAUGUGGUCGGAUCUCAUUCGAAAGGAUAAAGAUGGGGACUUGAAUGGGAUUCAAACCUAUGUUUUCUGGAAUGGGCAUGAGCCUGUCCAAGGCCAGUAUUAUUUUGAGGACAUGUAUGACUUGGUUAAGUUUAUCAAGUUAGUACAGAAGGAUGGCCUAUAUGUCAAUCUGCGCAUUGGCCCUUAUGUUUGUGCUGAAUGGAAUUUUGGUGUUGAGAAUGAAUUUAGGCAUCUAGAACGGGAUCAUGAGGCUCCAGCAAAGGCUUAUGCAGGUUGGGCAGCGAAAAUGAAACUUGACCUUGACACUGGGAUUCAAUGGAUUAUGUGCAAAGAAGAUGAUGCACCUGAUCCUAUUAUUAACACGUGGAAUGGAUUUUAUGUCGAUGAUUUCUCUCCAAACAAUCCAUAUAAACCAUCUAUGUGGACUGAAGUCUGGACUGCAUGGUUUACAGGGUUUGGAGGUCCAGUUCAUUAUCAACACGUUGAAGAUGUGGCCUUUCCUAUUGCACAGUUUAUACAGAAAGGUGGAUCUUAUUUCAACUACUAUAUGUACCAUGGUGGAACGAAUUUUGGCAAGACAGCUGGUGGUCCAUUCAUAGCUACAAACUAUGAUUAUGAUGCUCCAAUUGAUGAAUAUGGUGUUUCUGAAGAAACUAUAAGAUAAUUUACUGCCCCAUCAAUCAUAUUCAUUGAUGAGAUAGAUGCAAUUGCUUCCAAGCGAGAAAACCUGCAAAGGGAGAUGGAACAACAGAUAAUAACACAACAUAUGACUUGCAUGGAUGAUCACAUUGCACUCAGUCUUCUGAUGAUUCCCAAAAACAUCUGAGAAUUGUAUUUGAUUGAUCAAUCAUCUUGUAGAUACAACCACUCUACUAUCGCAUAAUUGAUCCUUAAAUAUAAAUGUAUUAAUCAAACAUUUUUAAUUUUUAGCCUAUGUUCAUAUA